Molecule: messenger RNA, 5059 nt
Organism: Centropristis striata (black sea bass)
Lineage: Eukaryota; Metazoa; Chordata; Actinopteri; Perciformes; Serranidae
Gene: pom121
Product: POM121 transmembrane nucleoporin
Exons: 13
Coding region: 28-3675 (1215 amino acids)
Biological process (GO): protein import into nucleus; RNA export from nucleus
Cellular component (GO): nuclear pore
Molecular function (GO): structural constituent of nuclear pore
Source: RefSeq, a predicted model, not a curated record
AGCGUCAGAAGAACAGCAUGAUGGGAUAUGAGAGUCCUCCGGCGGCGCGCUGCCGCCAUGUCACCUAGAGAGAAACAUUUAGCGAUUCUCUCUGUUUUAGCCAUAGUUAGUCUUGCUCUUUAUUAUAUUCCUACUUUUCUUUGGGCGACUUUAAUUCUUGCUAUUUGUUGUAUUGUGUGUUACUAUCUCAGCGGAGAACCGCUUCCCGCCAGGUUAGGCCUCAAUCCGCGGGCUGGCCUGACCGUCCCAGCCGUUCUCCGGCGCUGGUUGUGGGGUUGGGGGGUGACCGGCGUGUCGGUGGCCGCACGGGGGAGAACGAAGAGCGGCAGAAACAAAACCGAGCUCCGGGAAGCAGAGGGACACUUCAGAGAAAGGCUCGUUGAACCUGGGAUUUAUCGGAGGGAAACCUUGGAAAGUGACUCAUUUCUGUUCAGCCCUCGGGAUUUCCUCAUGGGGAGUUACAUCGGGAAACCCGAGAGUCCAGCCGCCGACACCGGGAGGCCAAGAGCGGGGAGAAACCCCCGAGAGCAGCUGCGGGAAAAACUGGCCAGACCCAACCAUGCUGUCUAUACACCUAACAGGAGGCUGUCGUUUGCUGGGGAGCCGCUGGGCACAGGCAGGUUCACCAUCACCCCCCAGCGCCACUACCCCCUGCAGCAGCCGGGUGUCUCAUCAGUGGGAGUCUUGCCUCCUGUCAAGUGGGAUGGCUUCAGGAAGAAAAACAUCCUCAGCCCUCGUAACUCUCCGGCAGUCCACAGCCCAGUCACUGUGAAGAUUGCCCGGCCUGACCACCACAGCUCCCCCAGCUUGGACCAUCUGAGUUGUGCUGGCCUCCCCAGGGCCCCUGUGGACCCCUGCUCCAGAGAAAGUGUCCUCAAGGUGUUGAAGGAAAGUCGCAAGAGAGAAGUGGAGGAUGAGGACAGAAGCUUCACAACUGAACAGAAAAGCAAAAGAAGGCGUAACGACAGCGGUGGAAGUGCCCACUCUGCUUUUGAGCGUCUUCUGCCCAAUGGGACGCCAUCACAGCUGGUCCCCAAGCCAGGAAGCCUGAAAAGAGGGAUGACCUCACUGGCGGAGGAUUCCCUCAUGAAGAGGUCUCGCACCUCCUCCAUCAGCUCUGGCAGUGGGGUCCAUGCUCCGAGAGGAACCCCAGGCAGCAGGAGAAACCCUAUCCAGAGCUCCUAUAGCUCUUCACUAGGCCUCAACCAGUGGAAGAAGCGGUCGGCACCCAGCCCCCCUCUGUCCAGCCCCGGGUCAUCUCGCUCUCAGACUCCAGAGGGAGCCUCCAAAAAAGCCAGAGAGGACGAUGGGCAGUCGCCCAGCUCAGCAUCCUCAGUGAGGUCAGAGCAGACAGCCUCCGACAAGGCACCUGUUACUUCCAAACUGACACCAGUCCCCAAGGUCCCAGUCACUACCUCAUCUGACUCUACUGGUAGUGGUGGGAAGAGGAAACGGAAGAUCCAGCUGGUGUCCAGCCAACGGGAUGAUCAAAUCUCUCUGCCUCCGCCUCCAGAGCUUGGUUACACUAUUACUGUGAAAGACCUUGAUGAGGAGAAAAAGGCUGCCCUCAGCAAGAUCCAGAAGGUCCUGGAGACACCUGCUCCAGAGCCAGAGAAGUCUGUCAGUCCCCCAGCAACCACUUCUACCCAGCCGGCAUCCUCCACCAGCUCCACCACCACCACCACCCUGAGCAGCCUUCUGGCAGCUCCUCUGCCCACAGUCCCCAGCUCUGCCAUCCCAGUCAUCAACCUGGAUCCCAGCCCCAGCAUUAGUGUCAGCACGGCACCUGCAACCCCCAACCCCCUGCUGGAGGCUCUGAAAGUGAAGAUCAGCACUCCGGCUAGCUCCACACCUGCUGCCAACACAACUUCAGUGUCUGCUUCGACUACACCGUUACAACCCGGGGGCUUAAUCCUGAAGGUUUCGACCUCAGUGGUUACCCCGCAGGUGCCUCCUUCCUCCCAGUCUCAGUCCUCCUCUGCUGGUGUGGAGCAGCCCUCUGCCUUUACUCAGGUGCUGGCUCAAGUCUCCAAGGCUUCCAGCAGCACUCCACCUGUAGCAGCAGCAGGCCUGUUUGGACUGGGGAGUCAGUUCAGCGCUGCUGCUGCUUCUUCUGCCUCAAACCCAGUCGCUGCUACUGCCGCUGCCCCUGCCCCUGCCAGCAGCUCAGCGUCACUCAGUAACACCAACCCUCUGCUGGCUUCAGGGUUCAAGCCCAUUUUUUCUGUCACCACCACCUCUUCAGCUACAACAGCCCCAGAGAACAAACCCCCUGUCCCAGAUUUUAAGCCCAUCUUUGGAGCUGCCACUGCAGGCGCUGGCUUUGGACAACCUCCACCUUACACCGCCACCACCAACCCAGCUUCUACGGUUUCUUCAAGUAGUACAUCCUCAAUGUUUGGUGCACCAACAAGCAGCACUAAAGUUACCCCAUCUGCUUUCCCUGUUACUGCCACCCUUACUGGCGCAGCCUCCACCGGCUCCAUCGCCACCACACAGCCUGCAGCUCAGCCAGCUGUGAAAUCCCUCUUUGGGAGCUGGUCAGCACCAUCCACAACAAGUAGCAGCUCAGCCCCAGCACAGGCCCCAAAUACAGGGAGCACAUUUCAGUUUGGGACUGCUACCACCACUACUGCAGCUGCCCCCGCUGCUGCAACCACAACCUCCAACAGCACCUUUGGAUUUGGUGCCGCACAGCCGGACCCUCAAGCAGUCAACCAGAAGGUAUUCGCUUUUGGCCAGACAGCACCCAGCCAGAGCACAACUACUGCUUCAUUUGGAGGCUUUGCCAUGGCCACCACAGCCUCCACCACUGCCCCUGCCACCACCCAGUCCACCUUCGCUUUUGGAAAGUCAUCGUUUCAAGCACCGGCAGCGCAGCCAAACUUUGGCUCCUCAGCGGCCCAGCCGAAGCCAUUCACCUUUGGAGGCAGCGGAGGAACAUCAUCCACACCUGCCUCUAACCCCGCCCCGGCACCUUUUGCUUUUGGCUCAGCUGCUGCCACAACAGCAACCAGUUUUGGGACCCCAGCUCCACCAGCGUUUGGAGCCAGCUCCUCUGGUUUUGCUUUUGGUGGCACCACAGCUCCUUCGGCUGCACCAAGCUUUGGCGCAACAACUCAGACUCAGAGUUCCUCCUCAGCGACCUUCAACUUUGGCAGUUCUGCUCCUCAGCCGGCUCCCUCCACCUUUGGCAGUGCUGCUCCUCAGCCGGCUCCCUCCACCUUUGGCAGUGCUGCUCCUCAGCCGGCUCCCUCCACCUUUGGAAGUGCUGCUCCUCAGCCAACUCCCUCCACGUUUGGCAGUGCUGCUCCUCAGCCGGCUCCCUCCGGCCCUGCUCAGUCAGCAACCAGUGGAUUUAACUUUGGUUCUGGUAUGCCAGUACCCCAGUUUGGAACACCAGUCUCCAAUAACCCUGCACCACAGAUGGGAGGCUUCAACUUUGGGGCUACUGGUACUGACAAACCAGCUUUUGGGACGUCAACCCCAUCCUUCGGACAGAGUGCUGCGGCAGGUCCAAUUCCAUUCGGAAGUCCUGGAACUCCAGUCCAAGGCUUCAACGCUGUUCCUUUCGGGUCUCCAGCGACACCCUCCUUCUCCAUCGGAGCUGGAUCAAAGCCAUCCGGAGCUCGCCAGAGGCUGCAGGCACGGAGGCAACACAACAGGAAGAAGUAACUUGCUACAUGUGUCCAGCUCCGCUUUCAGAGGACUUCAGCUGUUGCUGCUGUUGCUGCUAUGGUUAAUCUGGCUAACAUUGCUCUGUUCUAAGUCCACCACCCCCCCACAACCAGGCCGCCACCAUGCCCUCUGCUUCCUUCCCCUCCUGCUGUGGGUCGUGCUGGCCCGAAACAUUGUGAUUGCAGAGGAGUUUGAAAGAGCACACCAGCUUGUUGAGUUAAUGCUGCCUGGAUGACUACAUGACCCAGUGAGGGAAUGUAGCAGUGAGGAGACACAAUGUACUAUACUUGAAGAGAGAGAGGGAGGACAAUUGAAUAGUUUGAUUCUGAACAAAAGCAUAUCCAAAGUUUUUUUUUUUUUCAUUUUCAGUAUGUGGACACUCCCAUUGGUUCGUCUUAAGGAAAAAGUUGAGUCCGGCAAAGACAUGGAGCCUCGGCUCAAACAUUUAUUUUUUUACGUGGAACGCUCGCUGGUUUGUAUGUUACAGAAUAUUUGAGUACAUUAUCUGAACUAGUCUGAAUAGGGUGAAAUGCACAGUGGAUUCAGAUAAGGUACACAACACUGCAGUGUAAAUGUAUGAGACGUUUGAGUUUUUAAAUUAUUUUUUUAAUUGGCUCUCUGACCCUGUAAAUGAAUGAUGUGUUUCUGCACUUAAGGGCGCCGUAGUAAAUGUCUUAAUGUAGUUAGUGCAGACCCUUGUGUUCUUGUUUCAUACUCUUUGUCAUUGCAAGCAUUCCCAGAGUCCUCCCAUGGACGGCCUUUUUUUUUUUUUUUUUUUAAUAGUGAUUGCCAACACUGUUGUAAUUAGCAGGUCAGUAUCUGAUUAGGAUGACUACUCUUAACUUGUGCUGACAAAACCAAAGCCAAUUCUUCAACUUCAUGCCUGUGAAAAGAAUCUGUGAUCUUUAUCUCCUCUUUAAAUCCUGAGAUGUGUUUGUUUGUGCCAGACUACCUCUCUUUACUCCAGGCACUGAAUCCAUGUUACUUCACUGAAAAAUAAAUCUGACAGGAUCGAUUUAGACUUUACCUUUAACUACUGUUAAUGCAGAUGUACCUUUAAUAAAUAGUGAUUUUUUUUUAAACAUCUGCACACCAACACAUUAUCUUCACCUCUGGGAUAUCGCUGUUAUACUAGAUUAUACCACAUUAAUUUAAUGUCAGAUGUACUAAAAUACAAACCCUUCUCUGUUUAGUAAUUACAGAAAUUCUCAAACUGUAAUGACCGUAAACUCAUUAAUGUCGGCAGUCAAGUUAUUUUAUCAAUGAUUUCUGUUCUCACCUCUACUUGUGAAAAGUGAGCAGUAUCUGAUGCAGUUUUUGAUGGUUAAUUUUGAAUUAAUAAAAAAUGAAUUUUGGACAUGGAUGUUCCAACAAGAACACA